Molecule: messenger RNA, 276 nt
Organism: Babesia microti strain RI
Lineage: Eukaryota; Apicomplexa; Aconoidasida; Piroplasmida; Babesiidae
Product: mitochondrial import inner membrane translocase subunit TIM13, putative (TIM13)
Exons: 3
Coding region: 1-276 (91 amino acids)
Source: RefSeq, a predicted model, not a curated record
AUGGAAUCAUCUACUGGUGGGAAAGAGGAGACAGAAGAAAGUAGAAAUGCUUUAAUCGCAAUACAGGCAGCUUUACAGAGUCAAAAACUGUCAAUAGAACUACUUGGUUACUGUUUUGAGCGAUGCGUGCCAUCUCCAGCGGAGUCUUUGACCAAUUCCCAACAGACUUGUCUUUGGAAUUGUGCUCAAAGGAAUGUUGACACUCAAUUUUUUAUUUUAAAGCGAUUGGAAGGAAUGGCUAAAGCAUUUAAAGCUGGCUCAGAUUCCAUGAAAUAG